Pyrenophora tritici-repentis Pt-1C-BFP is the source of this 1032-nucleotide messenger RNA. RefSeq names its product DUF1996 domain containing protein. Lineage: Eukaryota; Fungi; Ascomycota; Dothideomycetes; Pleosporales; Pleosporaceae. The record is from RefSeq and is a predicted model, not a curated record.
AUGUUCUGGACCACGCUCGCCACAGGCGCACUCUUGACCCAGCAUGUCGCUGCGCAAAAUAUGCUGCGUUUCGCCUGCUCCCAGCUCACCGUCGAACGAGCUGACCCGCUGGUAAACCCCGGACAACGACCCUCUCCCCACACCCACCAAAUCAUCGGUGGAAACUCCUUCAAUCUAACUAUGGACCCCGGUGUCUACGACUUACCCACCCGCUCCACCUGCACAAGCUGCACAUACAGCGAAGACUUCAGCAACUACUGGACGGCUUCCCUCUACUUCAAGUCCCCAGAAAAUGGCACUUUCCAACGCGUCCCUCAAUUCGCAAACGUCGGCCUUCAACAAAACGGUGGCAUGACAGUAUACUACAUGCCGUACUCCGCCAAGAACAACAAAAUGACAGCCUUCAAACCUGGGUUCCGCAUGCUCGCCGGUGACCCCAUGGCCAAAAGUCCCAACCGCGCAAGCAUCUGCCACCGCUGCUUGGGAAACGGCGAGGGCUUUGCGCCGUGCGACGCAAAGGAUACUGCGGAGCUGCCUAAGAAGUACUGUCCGGGGGGAAUCCGCGCGACAAUAAUCUUCCCAUCGUGCUGGGAUGGCAAGAAUCUCGAUAGCCCAGACCACAAGAGCCAUGUCAAGUAUUCCAACAGUGGGGGGCUUGGAUCGCAGAACUGUCCGAGUAGUCAUCCCGUGCCUAUUCCGCAGGUCAUGUAUGAAAUUAUGUGGGAUACGGAGCGGUAUAAGAAUAAUGCUUAUUACUCAAACAACAAACAGCCAUUUGUGUACAGUUUUGGGGAUGGGACUGGCUACGGUCAACAUGGCGAUUACCUCUUUGGCUGGAAAGACGAUUCGCUGCAGAAAGCUAUGGAUGCGCUUCCUAGUGGUAAAUGCGCUAAUGCGAAUUGCCAAGUUCUGAAGAUACAGUCUGCGCAAGACUCGAUGAAGUGCAAGAAGGCGCAGCAGGUUGUGGAGGAUGUGGGCGUUAGCGGAGACUGGCUCAAGGAGCUACCUGGCGAUAUGCCUGUCACUUACUAG